AUGUCCGACGUACCACCAACCGAGUCCAUUCCCAAACCAGAGGAACCUAAAGCACCAGCCCCUGCACCUCAGUUCCAGCAAGUACCUCCGAAUUACUACCAAUUUCCACCUCAAGGUUACUACCCACCCCAGCAAUUCCAAUUCCAAUCUCAGUCCAAGAGAGACCAAGACUUCGAAGAAGGUCUGAACCGUUUACGCAAAGAGUAUGCUACAGCUCCAAUUGAGAGAAAGUUGUUCCCGGACCAAAAAAUAAUGUUUAGGGUAGAUGGUUAG
Molecule: messenger RNA, 273 nt
Organism: Trichomonas vaginalis G3
Lineage: Eukaryota; Parabasalia; Trichomonadida; Trichomonadidae
Exons: 1
Coding region: 1-273 (90 amino acids)
Source: RefSeq, a predicted model, not a curated record